UGCUUUGCUUUAACAAAUUAACACAUUUGUUCUUGAAUUCUCCUCUAAGUAAUCGGGUACUUUUAAAUUGAAUAAGUCACAUUGUAGCUGCUUGGAAACUAUUCUGAAGGGAUUAGAGGUUCCUUCUUGUUUGUCUAAAUCUAUCUACUCAAGUUACCUUUGAUUCCUACCCAUCUUUGAACAGUUUUCACGGUUAUCUUGCAUAUUAAUCUCCUUGGUUUUACCGCUAUCCUGAAGCUAUUUAGGGACAACAAUUCCUCGAAUUUCAUUUAGGGCAUAACAUGACAUGUCCACCAUAUCAGAUCAGAUUGUUGUUUGGUGGGUUAUUUAGCAAAGCGCCUUCAACUGUUUCUUUAGUUGAUUUGAGGUGAUUGCAUCGUGUCUUUGAGUUUCAGUUCGGAGAUGAGUAUAUUGGGUCCUUCAGACGUCACUUGCUGAGAAGAACAUAGAGCUCAAAUAAAGAUCAUGUGGAAAUAGCUCCUCCAGCGAAUGAUCCAAAUAGCUUAAUCAAAAUGCAGGCACAGUCAGCGGCCCGAGACCAUGUUUCGGUCGAAAUUUCUCAUACUGAAGAUGACAUCGUGUCUUCCAUUCAGGGAAAGAUGGAGGUCAUUUCAUCCUCAAUCAAUAUCCGCAGAGUGCCCGAGCGACUGCGCGGGGAAUAUAGCAGGCACUACCUCCCGCAAUUGGUCUCUAUCGGACCUUAUCACCGAGGCAAACUGACUUCCAUGGAUGAUCACAAGUGGCGCUACUUAUUUACACUCCUAAACCGAAACCCCGACAUAGGAUUGACCUUGGACAAGUGUGUGAAAUCGCUCCGAGAGUUGGAGCACCGAGCGCGUCGGUCCUAUGACGGAGAUAUAAACCUCUCCAGCAACGACUUCAUUGAAAUGAUGCUUGUCGACGGUUGUUUUAUCCUUGAACUCUUCAUCAAGUGCUCGAGCCGGAGCCUCCGACGUAGGAAUGAUUCUCUCUUUUGCACUCCGGGGAAGCUGUAUGACUUGAGGUGCGAUCUGGUGCUGCUGGAAAAUCAGAUUCCUCUGUUCGUUCUUCAGCGAUUGUUUCAGAUCGUGCCGAUUCCGAAACAGUGCACACAUUCCCUGUACGAUCUUGCCUUUCGGUUCUUCAAGAGUAUGAUCCCCGGAGAACAGGAAUAUCUCCGAGAAAAGCUCAACGAAGAAGCUCAUCAUUUGCUCGACUUAAUCCACAACUGUUUGAUACCAGCGAAUUACACGAAGAAAGAUGCACCGACACGAAAUGGUCUGGAUAAGCAUGCAGUCGAACUUCAAGUUGCCGGAAUCAAGUUCAAAAGAUUGGCGACUAGAAGCGUGUUAGACGUCGAAUUUAGCAAAGGUGUCCUCUAUGUCCCGGCUCUGAGAAUCAAUCCGAGCACGGUGAUCCUUUUGAGGAACCUAAUCGCCCUCGAGCAAAGUCGGUGCGUUGACACGCCAUGCGUGACUUCUUAUGCUAAUCUCAUUCACAAACUAAUGUCCUCGGAGAAGGACGAGAAGCUGUUCUGCGAACAACGCAUAGUAUCAAACCACUUGGACGGCGACGCGAAGGUUUUCCAACUGUUUGGCGAUCUGUGCAAGGGUCUGAUCUUACAGGAUUAUCACUACGAAGAACUCUGCGUACAGAUGAAAGAGUACAUCGACAGGAAAAAGCGCAGGACAUCGAAGUGCAACCAGAAGACUGAUCAACAAGCAAGUAAGCAGAGCACACUCAUCGUCCUGGCCAUCAUCGUCCUAAUCAUGAUAUUCAUCGGGACGCUGUUCUCUGCAUUGUCAUUCUUCCUCCACCAUAACUAGCACACCCAUGGACGCGAAUGAGCCGCUUUGUCGUCGCAUUAUGUUAGCUCCUCUUUUUCUUUCAUGGGUUUGAGUUUCUGUUGCUUUGCGCACAAGUAAAGUGUCGGAGCGAAUGUUGCACAUCCGUGUCUUGAAAGUUUCACGAUCAGAAAGAUGGAUCGAUAUAAACAGCGAACAACGUCGUCGCGAGUUCAUUGUCUACUCGUUCUGCAGAAAUUUCCACUGAAGCAAUCGUUUCUGGCUGAAAAAGAAGCAAGCGGCCUUGUUUCAUCUCCAUGCUUUCAAGAAUGCUCUCACUGUAAUGUCAUCGUGACCAAGAUGUUUUGGGCUACGGAACAAAGCCUUAAAGCAAAAUGACCAAAAAGGAAUAGUGUAGAUGCAAACACAAAUCUGGCCUUUUUGUACUUGUGAAAAAUAAAUGUUUCAUUCCUUAUUAUAAAAUUUCAAGAUUACUAACAAA
Syzygium oleosum is the source of this 2265-nucleotide messenger RNA. RefSeq names its product UPF0481 protein At3g47200-like. The transcript has 2 exons. The record is from RefSeq and is a predicted model, not a curated record. Bases 513 to 1805 code for a protein of 430 amino acids. Lineage: Eukaryota; Viridiplantae; Streptophyta; Magnoliopsida; Myrtales; Myrtaceae.